Molecule: messenger RNA, 1055 nt
Organism: Trichoderma citrinoviride
Lineage: Eukaryota; Fungi; Ascomycota; Sordariomycetes; Hypocreales; Hypocreaceae
Exons: 9
Coding region: 1-759 (252 amino acids)
Source: RefSeq, a predicted model, not a curated record
AUGGGGAUGCCUUGCGAAACCCGUUUCUAUUGGCCGAUCAGCGAUUAUAUCAGCAGCAAGAUGCUCAGUUUCCGCAUCGCCAGACUUGGCCAGAACAAGAAGAAGCCCGAGAUUGUGGGACGUUUCGAGGUGAUUGUUGCGUCAGGCAUCGCUGGUUAUCACUUCCGGCUCUGGAUGCAGCGCAAAUUUUGCAUUCGUCGUCCGUACAAGGACCUGAGCGUGUAUACGAGCAAGAUCGGAGUGUGCAAGGGCGAGAAGUUGCAGGCAAGAAGCCUUCCGGUGUGUAGGACGGACCGACGAAGAGCAGCGGUGAUGGAAACUGUGCUACAGAGCCAUGCCUGCGGCAGCCUAUCAAGACGUGAAACCAACGCGACUGCAAAUGCAACUCUGACGCCUUGGGCGCAGGCACGCAGCACUGAGCCCAAUGCUAGAGCGCCCAUCAAUUAUAUCAUGGUUGACCAGAGCAGCAUGCUCGUACGGGCAAUGUCAAUUGCCUGGGUGAAGCCAGGAGACAACGGAGGCUAUGGCUUGGGCGCGGCCUCGUGGACAGAGAUUGCGGAUGGGACGCUGUGUGGCCAGGACCCUGACAAGAUUGGCGUGCCGGCCAGAUGGCCCUUGGACGGGACUGAGGAUGAACGUCAGGGAUUUGGCACAGAAUGGCAGCAAGGUGGUGAGGGGGUGCCGGUAUCUGUAGCCCCGAAUAGCCUCACGCCCCGCGAUAGCUCCCUGGCCCACGCCCCUCUCGCGAUUCCGGGCUAAUGUGCUUUUGGACCUUGGGGAGAGGGUGAGCAGAGAUUUGACAGCACCAGGCAAGCGUGCAUGGCCUGGCUUCUGCUCAGCCCUACAGAGCACGCCUUUUCCGGGCUGCCCAGCGCUCUGUCGGUCGCCCAUCCAAGCAAAACGCAGCGAAUGUGCCCAAGCCACUUCCCGAAUAGGCGUGUCUGGCGGCGGCGCCGGUGAGGGCUUCGAGACCAAGUGCCGUGAUUGACGCAGCCACAAUACCGAUUCGAGGGCGAAGCGACGCAGGCCGAGAUUCAGUUUCGCAAGCCGUCUCC